Messenger RNA from Engraulis encrasicolus (European anchovy), 2548 nucleotides. RefSeq names its product zinc finger protein 883-like. Bases 192 to 1673 code for a protein of 493 amino acids. The record is from RefSeq and is a predicted model, not a curated record. The transcript has 6 exons. NCBI's taxonomy places the organism in Eukaryota, Metazoa, Chordata, Actinopteri, Clupeiformes, Engraulidae.
UCAAUUUCAACUCCAAGACUGGGGGUGGCGCUACUGCAACUUCGGUUCUGGCCUCCUUCACCGCGUCUUCAGGGUGAAGGAAUGGGGUGCAGCUUGUUUGGGAGCAGAGAGAACCACACGUAUUGUCCUGCACUUGUCCUGACAUAAAAAAGAAAAUACAAAACAAAAAAGAAUUACGUUUCCAUGAAAUAAUGAAGACUCUAGUCGACAGAAUACCCGACGUAUUACCCGAUGUUGGGAAUCUCAGGUCGCAUAUUUCUCUACGUUCUAGCAACUUACCUGCAGGACCUGAGUUUGAGAAGAGCGAGGAUGGUGUCAUCCUUCAAGGUCUACUUACAGGAAUUAUUAAAGAAGAAGAGGAAGAUGAUGGGUUCGGGUUGCAGGACAAUCCCAAUAUGGUGAAAAGUGAGGAUGGUGUCCUGCAGGGUCUAGCCACUGGGAAUAAAGAAGAAAUUGAAGAUUAUGAGGUUGCUGCUAUUAAUGGUGAAGCUGAUGCCUCAACAGAGCAGACGUCCUCCUCCUCAUCAUCAUCAUCAGAAGACAUCAAAGCUGAUCUGCUGCAGGGUCAAGAUGUGAAGUCAGACAUGACUCCAGUCCUGAGCUCUGAGAUGAAACUUCCUCCAGAUCUGGUGUCUCUAUUCCAGCUGAAGAGAGUAUCAGUGCGGCUCGUUGACUGCCGUACAGCACCUGGACACCAAGGACUGAUCAAGACCAACACCAGACGUGGACGAAAACCCACAUCUGAAGGGCCCUUCCACUGCCAACACUGUGGGAAAGCAUUCUCACAUGCAGGAAAUCUUAAGCAACACCAGCGCACCCAUACGGGAGAUAAACCAUACUACUGUCAAGAAUGUGGAAAUAAUUUCUCAUCGGCAUCAAGUCUCAAACAACACCAGCGCAUUCACACAGGAGAGAGGCCCUAUGGCUGCCGCCUGUGUGGAAAAUCUUUCGCACAUUCGAGUGUUCUCGAACAACAUCAGCGUAUUCACACAGGGGAGAAACCGUAUGCAUGUGAUCGGUGUGAAAGACGGUUCUCACAGCCGGAUCAUCUCAACCUUCAUCGGGUCGUUCACACGGGAGAGAAGCCAUAUCAGUGUCAACAUUGCGAGAAAAGUUUUGCGUGGGUUGCAAAUUUCAAACGGCACCAGCGUCUUCACACAGGAGAGAGACCCUAUCCUUGCCUGAAGUGUGGAAGGCGUUUUGCAAAUGUGAAUUCUCUAAGAGUUCAUCAACGCUUUCACAAUGGAGAAAGGCCAUAUCAUUGCAAACUAUGUGGGAAAGGUUUCGCACAGGCGUCACUGGUCAAACGCCACAUGCCUGUGCACACCGGGGAAAAACGGUACGAGUGCAAACAAUGUGGAAAGCGGUUUACACAGGCGGGAAAUCUCAAACAUCACCAACGUCUUCACUCCGCUAAGUCCUUUCAUUGCAAACAUUGUGGAUUGAGUUUUACACAGGCAGGAGGUCUGAAAGUACACCAGCGUGUUCACACAGGAGAAAAACCCUACCAGUGCCAACAUUGUGAAAAGCGAUUCGCUCAGACGGCAAAUCUCAAAGAACACGAGCGCAUGCACACUGGGGAGAAGCCAUACUGCUGCUCAAAGUGUGGGGUGAGCUUUGCAUAUUUGUCCAAUUUCAAUCGACACAAACGUCAAACAAGAUGCAAGCAUUAACAAUACCAAGGUUGUGGGAACACCUCAAAUGCCACCCCACCCAUCACACUUUUGUUACUGAUGAUUCAGCUUAUUCUGUUUCAUUUUCAAUUCAAGUUUAAAAUCAGUUAUGAUAGUUAUCAGCUAUGCUCAGAAUAGACCAAAUGUGUGCUUUUAAGGGUUGACUAAUUUAAUGUUGGGCAGUCGUGAGCUAAUGGUAAGGAAGGGACCCGGGAUCCCACCCUUACCUCUCCCUACAUCUGCGGGCUCCAUCCCCCAAGUGCCCUGGAGCAAGGUAUCUAACCCUAGCCUGGUUUUACCCGACCACAUUAAUUACUUCGUACUUCAUUUAUGGUUUGGAUCCUUGAUGCACUUGAGCACUUGGGUGGAAAAAGUGAGCUCAGCUCUGGUUUGAAAUUAACUCUGAUGGUUCGCUGACAGUUGACGGGUUCAUGGCGCAUGUUAUUAUGCUCCCAAGUGUGUUCGCUUGUGGCGUCUGGUAGACAACUGAAACCCCUCCCCCAGAGAGGCGUCAUCAGACCAUUCAUGAAUUACGAAGUAAUUCCAAAUGAUUUAUUCAUGAAUUACGAAGUAAUUCCAAAUGAAUUAUUCAUGAAUUACGAAGUUAUUUCAAAUGAAUGGUCUGCCCUGACAGUCUAGGCCAGGGGUGGGGAACCUAUGUCUCGAGGGCUGUUUGCGGCUCUUGAGGCCGUUUUGUCCGUCCCCCGAUAUGAUUUUAAUGUUAUGCAACUUCACAUGAAAUAUGACGUAUUUUGUAAAGGAAUAUUUCCAAUGCAAGUAAGUUAUAUUCAGGGGACCUAGAGAAUGUGGGGACUGUUUUAAAAGUGUCUACCUUCAAUAUAGGCCUAAAUUGCAUGGGGAAAUCCUGAUUUGUG